GCCCGCCUUCCUGAGCUCAAUAGCCUGUACGAUUGGCCAGCUGCCCCGCCUCUCACCGGAGGGGGCGCCAGGUGAAUGAAAGGGGGGCGUGUCGGUGCGCGUAGCUUGGUGGUGGCGGCGCUGCUGGAACCCGGUGGAAGAGAUACAGGCCGCUUCAGAGCAGCCGCAGCAGCUGGUGGCGAUAUGGAGAUGCAGUCCUAUUAUGCCAAGCUCCUGGGGGAGCUGAAUGAACAGCGGAAGAGGGACUUUUUCUGUGACUGCAGCAUCAUCGUGGAAGGGCGCAUCUUCAAGGCCCACAGGAACAUCUUGUUUGCCAACAGCGGCUACUUCCGAGCCCUGCUCAUUCACUAUAUCCAGGACAGCGGGCGGCACAGCACCGCCUCCUUGGACAUCGUCACCUCCGACGCCUUCUCCACCAUUUUAGAUUUCCUUUAUUCCGGGAAGUUGGAUUUGUGUGGGGAGAAUGUGAUUGAAGUCAUGUCAGCCGCCAGCUACCUGCAGAUGAACGACGUGGUGAACUUCUGCAAGACAUAUAUCCGGUCGUCCCUUGAUAUUUGCCGAAAGAUGGAGAAGGAGGCCGCUGUGGCCGCAGCGGUGGCCGCAGCCGCAGCAGCAGCAGCAGCAGCAGCAGCAGCAGCAGCGGCAGCUCAUCAGGUCGACAGUGAGAGCCCCAGUUCAGGCAAGGAGGGGACCUCCUGUGGCACCAAGAGCUUGCUGUCCUCUCCAGCCAAGGGAGAAGAGAGUGUGGACCCGAGAGAAUCCCCUUGCGAUGACUGCGGGGACUGCCACCCCUUGGAACUGGUGGUGAAAGACAGCCAGAGUGGAGGCUCCACUGAUAGUGACUUCGCCACUCUGCCCAAACGGGUAGAGCCCAAGGUAGAAUUCGAUGCCGCUGAAGUGGAGGUGGAGGUGGGUGAACAGCUGCAGCAGUAUGCCGCCCCCCUGAGUCUGGCCCACAUGGAGGAAGCCUUGCCCAGCGGCCAGGCCAUGGACUUGGCUUACAGUAACUACCACGUGAAGCAGUUCCUAGAGGCGCUCUUGCGCAACGGUGCUGUCCCGAGCAAAGACGAGGCAGACCAUCACUUCCCUCGGGGUUUGGAGGGAAGACCGGAAGGUGCAGGGGUAGCUAUGAGUUCCAUGAUGGACGUCCAGACUGACUGGUAUGGAGAGGACUCAGGUGACGUGUUGGUCGUCCCCAUCAAGCUGCACAAGUGUCCUUUCUGCCCUUACACUGCCAAACAGAAGGGCAUCCUCAAGCGGCACAUCCGCUCGCACACUGGCGAGCGGCCCUACCCGUGCGAGACCUGCGGGAAGAGGUUCACCAGGCAGGAGCACCUGCGGAGCCACGCCCUGAGCGUACACAGAUCUAACCGCCCAAUCAUAUGCAAGGGCUGCAGAAGAACCUUCACUAGCCACCUUUCUCAGGGGCUGCGGCGCUUCGGGUUGUGUGACAGCUGCACCUGUGUUUCAGACACUCAUGAUGACGAUGACGAUUUGAUGCCCAUCAACCUUAGCCUUGUGGAGGCGUCAUCUGAAAGCCAAGAGAAGAGUGACACAGACAAUGACUGGCCAAUCUAUGUGGAGUCUGGCGAGGAGAACGACCCCACCGGAGAAGAUUCUGAUGACAAACCACAAAUUCGAUCCAAUGCAUCAGAGCGGGAGACACUGACAUAGCAAUAAAUGGGUGGGGAAGACAUCUUAGAAUGCAUUCUUGCUCAUUCUGCGGCAAAAGCCCCCAUUGGUUCAAUAUUGAGCAACCCUGGGAGGAACUUUUUUUUUUCAUUGUGAUUAUAAUUGCAUUUUUGUUAGGCUACCCGGUAGAGGCCAAAUUUUUUUAUUUAAGACUGAUAACUUUAAAAAUUUUAUUUUUAUUUUAUUCAUUUAUUUAUAUGUGGUGCUGAGAAUUGAACCCAGUGCCUCACAUAUUUGAGGCAAGUGCUCUACCACUAAGCCACAACCCCAGCCCAAGACUGAUAACUUUUUAGUGUGGUACCCUCCAUUUCUGAGGGCUUUGCUGACCACUCCUUAAUUCUGAGUGAAUUGAGGGUAGCCCAAAGUUUUCCUGUUUUUCCUGCUGUGCAUCCAACCUCUGGUUAAGAGGAAGAUAAGAAAAUCCAGAUGCUUGUUUUCACAUUGUCCCAAUCCUCUGCAUCCCUUUUUUAACAUCCUUUUUCUCCAGUAGGCAGGACUACAUUAAGUCUUGGGAUCAGUCUUCCCUUUGUCAAGCCUGUCCUAAAGAUUUCCACAUUUUAAUUUUCUGGCAAUGUAUUAAAGGGAAUGUUUCUUUGAUAUAAAAAAGACUGACUGAAUGAUCAUAAAAGGUACUCCAAAACUA
Molecule: messenger RNA, 2335 nt
Organism: Ictidomys tridecemlineatus (thirteen-lined ground squirrel)
Lineage: Eukaryota; Metazoa; Chordata; Mammalia; Rodentia; Sciuridae
Gene: Zbtb8b
Product: zinc finger and BTB domain containing 8B
Biological process (GO): regulation of transcription by RNA polymerase II
Molecular function (GO): protein binding; RNA polymerase II cis-regulatory region sequence-specific DNA binding; DNA-binding transcription factor activity, RNA polymerase II-specific
Source: RefSeq, a predicted model, not a curated record